GUUCGAACCAAUCAUUUUUUCAGAAGUCUUUUUUCUUGCAUUUAAAUAAUAAAUGCACUCUGAUCAUAAUGUGAUAACACUGGAAACCCGAGAGGAAAACACUUCUGCGGCCUCAUUUUGAACACAGUUUUUAAAGACAUUCUCAUUUCACCAUUCUUGCCAGGAAAUCCCGUACAAGGUGUCUCCAGUCACUCCAGGUGGGAGUUACCUGUCGUGGGAUUUCUGUUUGUGUGGCUCCAAAGGAAAAGAAGCAAAUCCUUUACUGACAGGUUACACUUCAGUAAUUGCAACCAGGUUUUUUCAUCAUCAUCAUCAUCAUCAUUACCACCAGUCAUUGUAGCAGUGGCAGUGUGUGAGAGAUCUAUUAUGUCUGAUGAGUGAUCAGGGACUUUAUAUAAUGUAGAAGUGUAUAUGUAACCGGGGCGGGUUACAUGUACUCUUCUUUGCCCGCUGAAGGUGAGUGAAGAGCCGCAUCGGCCUGCUCCUCUGGUUCUAAUUGAACUCCGUUGUAUGAUGCGUUGCGUUCAUCUGCCGUCAGCAAUAUUGUAAUUAUGAUCUUUUCACCCCACAAACUAACAAAAUAAUAUGACUGGCGCGCAUUUUUUCUGUUAUUGUUAAGCGGUUACGUGAAUUAUUACUUUUGUACCCUUAAAAUCUAGUUAUGUCGCACACGCGCUGUACAUGUCACAUACAUGCUGUAAAUAAAUGUGAUUCUUCUGUUUUUUUAGAAAGACGAGUAGGUAUUCAUUAUAACCGAGCGGCGAGCAGAUAAGCAAACAGGGCCUGCCUUUAUGACAGGGGCUGUUUGCUAAUUACUAAUGUUACGAAAAGACGUGCGCUAAAUGACUUCGACGGAGGCAGGACCGGAUUUGAGGAGGAGCACCUGAAGGCAGCACGGUGGGAGGAAGGAGGCUACAGCGGCGACGCUCCCGGGAAGACGGCGACAACAGCAACCGGACGCUUCCAGCUGAACUACGCCGCUAAACGUGUGCUCCUUUGUGCCUCAACUCAGCAGCAUGAUGUUUGUUGUUGAGAAGAUACUGGACAAAAAACUCUGCCACAACCUUGCAGCUCUUUCAAGUUGACAAGACCUUCCUACAUUUCCUUUGUCCAAUGGAAGCCAAGGGAUGCAGCCAGCGAUGGAAGAUGCAUCUCCCAGAGUUUAAACACAGCAGGAGAUGCCCGAGUCCGACUACAAAAGACAGUGAAAGAGGCAAGACAGAGAGAGAAAGAGACAGAGGAGGACCACACAAAAGUGUUACUAUGGCGCCCACCUCCAGGUAUCUGACAGACAGACAGUAUGUAAUGAGAAAGCCUCUGUUCUCUGCAGAACAACAUGCAUCUAUCUUAAAGAAGACAUAUCCACAGCGCACAGAGAAGGAGAAACAGUUUGGUGUUAGCAGAAGAGAAGACAAUCCGCAACACACUGACAUGAACUUCUUGACCAGAGCAAGAAAGGAGAUGACCCCAGAGAGCUUUGCCUUCUUUCACAGUGACAUCUCACCUCCCUCAGCCUCUAGAGAAGACCUCAGGGCCAGACUGUGCCAUGAAGAACCCACUUUUGGAUCACCUUUCCCUGGCAGCAGAUCGGCUCAGCGGAGUCUCUCGAGUUCCAUUCUAGAGGUCCAGAGACCUAAUCCUCCUCUGAGGCCGCAACUGACCUCCACUGUCCUGUAUCCUACCUACACCCUUCGCUCAGGGUACUCCAGGCCAGGCCAGACUCAGCUCAGGCCGGGGGCGGGGACAGAGAGAGGUGGGGGAGAGACCAAACUAUGCUCUUCUGGAGGACACUCAAAAGGACACCCAAUGUCUCCCUAUCAGGCAAACUACUGGGCCUCUGCCAUCCCUAAAGCUUUGCCUCCAUCUCCAGACAGGCAUUUUGCAGGCUGGGACCCAAACAGGGAGUACCAGGCCCUGCUGGACUACACCUACCCUCUGAGACCAGGACAGGUGGUCAGUGAGUGGGACAGCUCUGAGCCCCAACAAGACUCUCUCCUCCAAACAGACCCCAACCUGCAGGACUCUGGGAUUGAACUGGACCACCUCUGUAGCUCCACCAGCCUGUCAGGGUUGGGUUUUACUGUGAGCGGCACAGGGCAGACCAGAGAAAGAAGCACUCUUAGUGUGGGUCAUAGGUCACCUGACCUGCAGGGGUUUACCAAAUCCUCAGAUGGUUUGUCCUCCGGUGGCCUGCUCUCCCGAACUGACCCUGUGGGUUUGUCCUUGAACAGUCUGGACUGCAGUAAGAACAGAGGUGGAAUGAAUUGUUACGAGAGUGGUGGUCACCAUCAUCAGCACCAUGCACUGUCCUCCUCCACCUCUACUGCUUUUAUCCGCUCCACCAGGGUUCUCCCACAGUCCAGGAGUGUAUGUGGGGAGGUGGACGAGGAGUUCUGGCCUCUUCCAGAGCAGCUGGAGGAGCUGCAGCUGCUGUCCAGACAGGUGAGGGAGGUGACCGCCCAGCUGAGCCGGCCUGUACCAGCCAGCUGGGAGUCUCUGGGCCCAGGCACCAACUCCGUCCUGUCCUCCAUCACCCUGCCUGAGAGACAGGAGGCUGAUGUCAGAGAGCCGGGGGGCUACAAUCGGGACACAUACGAAGGAAAAGAUGGGACGGGUGGAGAGGAGAGGAGUGCUGCUCAGACAGCAGCUGGCCACAGGGACUCCGAGGCAGUGAGGAGGAGUUCUGGAGCCUGGCUGGAGCCUGUUGGAGGGGGGCUGAGUCGGUCCAGUCUCAGGGAGGUAGAGGCUUUGGUGGAGCAGCUGUGUGGCCUCAGCCUGCCUGGCAGCCAGGAGGACCAGGAGGACCAGGAGGACCAGGAGGACCAGGAGGACCAGGAGCAAAGGGACUCCCUGAUGCAACACAUCCAGGUCUUCUGUUCACACCUGGAGCAGCUCAUCCAGCGGCUGUAUGCAGCGUCAGAGAAGAUGGAACUGCUGUGUGCGCCCGCUGUGGACAGAGACGGUGUGAAGUCGUCUCUGGCUGACUACCAGAGUUUUCAGAGAGAAGUGAGCAGCCAUCAGCCCCUGACCUCCUGUGUUCUGCACACCGGACGGCUCCUCCUCAGCUGCAUCAACACCACGUCUCCACUUUUAAGAGACGCCCUGCUGCUGAUUGAGAGGCAGUCUGGAGCUCUGGAGACGCACACUGAACACUUUUUCUCCUCCAUCCUGUCUGCCAUGGACAGCCUGACCCAGCCCACUCAGUCCAGUCCAGUCCAGCAGAGCAGAGAGGAGGACCCGGGCCCUGUGGGAGUCCAGGGGUCCACUUUGUGAACAGACUGCAGGACGUGUCUGUGUACAAGCAUACGAUUUAUUUCACUUGUUUAUUUCUUGUUUUCUUACUUUGUUCCAACAGUUCUGUUUUUUAAUACAAAGCUCAGGUUUAUGUUUCACAAAAAGCACAACAGACUUUUAAACGUGUGACUCAGUUGGUUUGUUUGUUUAUUAUUGUAAUGGAGAGCAAGAUGUCCAGAGAUGUCACAGAAGUUUCAUGAGGGAAACAUUCAGGAGCAGUUUAGUGUCCAAACUGAACCUCGAAGUGCUCCUAAAGCUCUGUCUGAAGGGUUACACGAACGGCCUGUUAUGUCUUAAUAUUGCACUACUCAUUGCACUCUGCUCAUGCUUACUGUCCCCGAGACUCAGCCCUCCUCCGAUCCCCCUUUCUAUCGCUUGUAAUGUCUUUUUAGAUGAUAAGGGAUUUUUCAAAUGGAAUCACAAAGUGAAUCUUGGACAGGAUUUUAAAUACAACUGUCUCUGCUGUGUUUCCAGUCACACUGUGCGUUUCAGCAGUGUGCCACCUGAACCUCAGGUGAACUUCAGAGUCCGCAGAGCGGCAGCAGGAGCUCUGUGGACCAGCUGACAGUGGUGGACUGUAACGCAGUGCAUUUACUCAAGUACUGUACUUCAGUACAAAUUCAAGGUACUUGUGCUUUACAUGAGUAAAUACUCAUACUUCUACUCCACUACAACUCAGAGGGAAAUAUUGGACUGUUUACUACUUUCCAUUUAUCUGACAGCUGCAGUUACUUUUCAGAUUCCAGUUUUUCAUCCCCUUCCUGUCCGGUGAAAAGCCACGAAUCUCUUUUCCUGAUAAACUGAAGGAUUACGUGUUCCUGUUUAAAAAAUAAUAAUAAAACUUUAUUUAUAGAGCACUUAUCAAAACAAAGUACAAAGUGCUUCACAACAAGAGAAAUAAAUACCACAGUGAAUGGUGAGAUAUAAAGAAAUAAAACACAUAAAAGCAAUAAAAUAAACAGCCAGUUCAGGUAAAAUCAGGAUCUGCUUUCAGAUAAAAAUGUGUUUUGAGACGAGACUUAAACGAAGACUCUGACUCAGACAGCCUGAUGUCUUCGGGCAGGUUGUUCCAGAGCCUCGGGGCCCUGAUGGCCAAAGCUCUGCCCCCCUUAGUUUCCAUCCUGGACUCAGGAACAGACAGGAGACCCCUGCCCGAAGAUCUCAGACUAUGUGAAGGUUCAUAAGGGAUUACAAGGUCUAAAAUAUAGUCUGGAGCCAUGAAGAGCCUUAAAAGUAAUCAUAAGAUCUUAAAAUCAGUCCUGAAACCAACAGGGAGAUGUAAAGAGGCUGAACCAGGUGUGAUGUGGUUGCACCUCUGGGUCCUGGUUUACAGCCGAGCAGCUGAGUCCUGUACAGUCUGCAGUCUGUCAGAGUUUCUAGAUUAAGACGAGUGAACGGGCUGUUACAGUCAUCGAGGCGUGAGGAGAUAAAAGCAGGCACAACAGUUUGUGCAUCACUCAGAGCGCAGCAGGAAUAACAGCAAGUAACAUUUCAAAGCCUUUUUAACAUUCAUUUGGUGAUUGAAUGAUGACUUCAUUUAAAGACUAAGGACAUAUAAUUAAUAAUUGACAAAUUGUAUUUAUUUUCUUGUUUUUUUUAUUCAAGUUUAUUAAUGCAACAUUUACAAAUUAAAGAGGCACUUCACACUUAAACUUGUUUUUUGAGCUGAAACUAAAUAAUAUGACUGUACUGUGGUGAAACACGUCAAUGCUAAUGUUGACAUUCUUAACAAAUUGAUUUGUAUCUGCAUUCCAUGGGCUGAAAAUGGCUCGACACGCCAGCUACUGUUUUAAAUCACCCUGAACUCGCAAGGCCAACGCUGCCAGAGUCGACCAACAACCGCCCUCUAAUCAGAGGUCACUACCCACAUGUUCAACACAACACACACGUUUUUGAUCUGUUCUCCCCGAUGUCAGUGCUGUGUGUUCUAAUGUUAAUAAGUAUGUUAAAGGAUCACUUCACCCAAAUUACAAAAAGACAUUUUCUCUCUUCUCUCCAGUCAGAUACUUCUGGUUUAGUUUGUCCAGGUUUGGAGAAAUGCGUCUCUGAGAUUUCUGCCUCCACCACAGUACAGUGGAGGUGAACGGAAUUUAGUUUGUGGUGUGAAAAAUGAUCCACCAUAACAUCUCUUUCCAGAAUCUGUGUACUAUUAUUGUCACUCUCACUAGUUUUAAUUCAAACUACUUUCUUCCUAAGAUAUACUGUAGUCCCAGGAGACAAAGUUGGACAAAUGGAACAUGGCUGGAUAUAUCCACUCCCGUUUUUUUUGUCAUUUGGGUGAACUUACCCUCUUAAAGCCUUAACAACCCAAAAAUGCUCAAACUGGUCACUAUACUGUAAUUCAAUCAAAGACACUGAAUAAACCAGACUGUUUAAAACCGUG
Messenger RNA from Siniperca chuatsi (mandarin fish), 5677 nucleotides. It is a transcript of the gene cep68, whose product is annotated as centrosomal protein 68. The record is from RefSeq and is a predicted model, not a curated record. Lineage: Eukaryota; Metazoa; Chordata; Actinopteri; Centrarchiformes; Sinipercidae. Bases 1114 to 3273 code for a protein of 719 amino acids. The transcript is spliced from 9 exons.